ACGUGACACAUAUUUUUGUUUGUAAUCAAAAUGGACUUCCAGACUGUCAGAAUUUAUGGUUCCUUAGUCGUAAUUAUGGGAUGCUUUAUAUUUUUGUAUCCAAAGUUGUUGCAUCCUAUGGUCCUAAGUGUGUUUGGAUUAAAUGCUAAGUCAGAAGUUGUGAAGGAAAACGAUUUUAUCCCACCACCACUACGGAACCAGCAUCAACAUGUACCCAAUUCAAAGGGGAAACCAGACAUUCCAGAAAAUAUUAAAAACAUGAGGCAUGGUCCCCACCCUGGUAUGCGGGCAGCAGCAGCAGACCAAGGCAAGCAGACACGGGGGUCGGGUCGCGGUGGAAUGAUGAGUGUCAUACUUCCUAUGUACGCCAUUGGCAUCGUAGUCUACCUUGUGUAUACACUUACUAAGGUGUUUGGAAAGAAAGACAAAAAAGAUGGUUCUGAUCAACAAAGCCCGACACAUCAGCCGAAAUCCCCAGUAUAUGAGGACGUGCCCCUAGAUGAUGAAGGUACGGUACCCCAAGUUCCCCAGUCAGCAGGGGACCCCAUGUCCAAAGAAAAUUUACAGGGACAGCUUGACCAGCUACAGGCUUUUGCUAAUAGCGUACAGGAUAAAAACCUCAAGGAAAUGGACAUCAGAAAGUUACAGGAGCGUCUGGCCGAGACCGAGUCCCAGAUGACCAAAAUCCUCAUGGCCAUGCAGUCCGUGCAGAACAAGAUGGGGGAUGUCUCCGUACAACCAGCACAGGGGAAUAACUCCGCAAAUGCUUCUGAGAGCGGGAAGAAAGAGGCCACUGAAAAGGAGAGUAAUGAUCAGUCCUCCGAGUCUACCCCAGACUCUGACAGUUUUGAGAUAGUGAACAAGUCUGACCGGGAGUCAAGCGGUGAGGAAACAGGGAGCCAGUCUGUGGAGACACUGCUGCCAGAAACUGUUGACAGUGAUGACACAGAGCCAGCUGGGGACCAACUAAGUGAUCAAGGCAAACAGGAAGAAGAUGGACAAGAUGAAGAGGAAGUGUUGCUGGAUGCUGCUGGUAAGAAGGAAGUUGAUGAGGAGGACACGACGGUGCGCAAACGCCAUCCCAAUCCCCUACCACAGGACUCCUGAGUCACCAUCUGGGCCGGGAUAUAUGGGCUGGGUGGCUUGAAACUUUGUACAGAUUGUUAAGCUAACAGGGUGUAUCAAAACUGGUUUUACAGAGUCAUUAUCUUGAGUUUGUGAAAGUGAACGGUGUUAAAUGAUUCCAUACCUGUUAAUAUAUAGUAAGGCUUAAAUAUUUUUAUCUGAGUUAUGGCAACGGUUUUUGAAUACUAGGUGGAGUAGGGACAAAAUGUUGUUGUUGUUUUUUGUCCAGUUAAAACAGUAAAGCAAGUUGCGAAUGCUUAUCAUGAUAUUUAAAUAUAUUGUGUAUUAAAUCAUAAAUAUAUAAUGUUUUUAAAUAUAUCAUGUUUUUAAUUGUAAUCAACACAAAUGGUCAACAAUAACUAAUAAUUUGAAAAUCAGAAUACCUUUUAUCUAAGUAACUCGAGUCUAGAGUUCAGAGGUUUUACCAGGUCGACUGGGUCCAGUUGCCCUUAACAUAGUCCUUACUAAAAAACAAAACCUUUCUGUCUUUACAAUAUUAUUCUUUUCAAUAGUAUUAAACAGGAACAUAUUCUUUGAUAAUGAGAAACAUCUCCAAAUAAUUAAUGAUCAGUGACGUUGAAAAUCCACUGGUUUGCUUAACAGGCUGCUUAAGGUUAAGGUCCCUGGGCUCCUGACUUGAUUGCCUUGUGAUGCUUGAAUGGCCAUAGACUCACCACUUGUUUUACAGCAUUGGUUUGGUCUGCAAGCUCUGACAUGGCAUUCAAGUUAAAUGUUUUGUUCAUGUUUGCUUUAUAAGCUGUGUUAUGAAGAAGUUCAAGUUAAAAUGUGAUUAAACAAAUGAUGGGUUUUGUUUUGGAAUAUAAGUUAUACAUGCAUUGUGGUUGUAAAUUUUCUUUUACUUCACUUUUUAAUAUCUUAAGUAUACAUGUAUGAUAUUUGUUGUUGGACAAAAAGAUCUGUUUAUUGAUUAUAUUGUCAGCUUUUGUAGAUUUACCAAAGCCUAUGUUUGAAAUCCAGGAUCAGCCUGUAUGCCUGACAAUUAAGUUUUUAAUUUACAAGUUUAUUUAUAGCUUUUAAGUUAUUUUUUUAUUUUUAUUUUAAUGAGUUACACUUGUGCAAACAUAUAUAGAUCAAAACAUUGAAGACAACAACUUUCAUUUACCCAGAUUUACAAUAGAGCAUGAUGCAGUUAUUCUCGCCAGAAUUUGAUCAAAAUUAUCGCAUGAGAGCUAUAGAUCGUAUCAAUGGACUUAAUUUAAUGGAAUAAUUGUUUCAGUUCUGGUUUUUCCUAUGUACUUAACACAGUGUUAAGAUUUUUGACCUAAUUUUUCUCAAUAUUUUUCCUGCUGGGUAUUUUCUAUCCUAGCGUAGUAUCUAUCCUAGCAUGUUAUUUUUCCUAGCAUAUCCUUGCAUAUUAUAUAUCCUGUUUAUUAUAUAUCCUAGCAUAAUAUCUAUCCUAGGGUACUAUCAGUCCUAGCAUAUCCUAGUAUAUUAUUCUGGUAUAUUAUCCAUCCUAGCAUAUCCUUAUAUCCGUAUAUUUCAGUAUAAGGUUGUUUUAUUUAGAAAACUAUGUACUUGAAUAUUUAUGUUUCAAAGUUGAUUAGUAUAUCUGUUCUUUAAUGUAUAAGUAUAUGAGCCUACUAUCAAAUUGUACUCCAUUUUUAUUUUGUCCUUUGGAUUAAGAAAUUUUAAGAACAUAAGUGAUAAUUUUAUACCCAUUGAAUAAGUGCGGGUUGCGUGUAUAACAAGAAACUUCGUGUAAACUUGUAGGUUGGAGUUGUAAUAUGUUAAUAUGUCUAGAUAUUUUGCAUGUUAAACGUGAUAGAAAGAAAAACUAUGUAUUGUAAACUGUAAAUGGGAAUAUCAUUUGUCAUUUACCGGUAGUAUUACGGUAAUUUAGCUUUCAUUCUUAAUAUUGUGUGCAAUGAUUUUUAAAGAGUUUUCUUUUGAGAUUAGUUUUAUUUUGUUUCAUGUGUUUAAAUCCUAAUUUUAAUUUGUAGAUAUGUAUAAAUGUGCGUAAUUUUCAUUUAACAUUUCACUCGGGAGAAGGUUUAAGUUUUUACAUAAAUUCACGUGUGUUGAUCUUCAUCACAUCUUCCCCGGUUGUUCACGGUUUUAUUCUUGUUGUAUAAAUUAUUUUUACUUUAUUUUGUUGUGCUCACGUUUUCUAUUAGUAUGUGAUAUAUCAUGAAUCUCAUGGACUUACUUGACAUUUUAGUGUUGUAAUUAAGGUAGGUGAUCCACAAAUAUGAGAAUUUUGGAUGCUUGGCGACUCCUUAUUAUUUUGGUAGUGUUUUAAUUCGUUUUAUGUACAAAUACAGAAAAAUAAAAAAAAAUACGAAAAUAAUUUAACAAACAAGGGUUAUUGGCCUUGGCAUUUGACAUCGGAUUUCAUAACAUACAAACUAAAAUAACUUUAUGUAUAAUGUGCAUCAGUUGAUUAAUUUUAUAUAUUUGUAAUCAGCCAUUGAAUACUUUUCAAAUGAUACCAAACUUACAUGGGGUCAUAAAGCAUCAACAUCGAACAUUCAGGUUAAUAUGGCUUUCAGAGAACUAGCUCAUUUUAGGGUCUGAUUCCCUUAGUAUACAACAAGCAUAUAUUACAUAUAUGUGUUAGUAUAGAAUAUUCAAAUUGUUAUGCAUUAAUUGUGUCAUGUAACAAUAAUUUUGCUACUAAAAGGCCUGUUUGAUAUUACAUUGCAUCAUCUUCAAUCUCAUUGAAAUCAGAUCCCCAAUACACGCUUCACGACGUUACGCUAUGUGGAGCGAUCGUACAUAACGUAAUGAAAUGAAGUGAACGAUUUUAAUGAGAUUGCAUCAUCUUGGAACACCGAAAUUCAAAUAUUUUGUUGCAAGUUGAAAAUGGAUAAACUGCUGUAACAAGCUUUUUCUCUCUUUUGUAAUCUCAAAUUAGUUUACAACUGUUGCUAAUUCAAUGUUUGUUUACUUUACUGUGUGAGAAAUAAAAACAGUAAACCACUU
Messenger RNA from Mya arenaria, 4068 nucleotides. RefSeq names its product resistance to inhibitors of cholinesterase protein 3-like. NCBI's taxonomy places the organism in Eukaryota, Metazoa, Mollusca, Bivalvia, Myida, Myidae. Gene Ontology annotation, cellular component: neuronal cell body; neuron projection; intracellular membrane-bounded organelle. The coding region runs from base 31 to 1107 and encodes 358 amino acids. The record is from RefSeq and is a predicted model, not a curated record. The transcript is spliced from 7 exons. Gene Ontology annotation, biological process: protein localization to cell surface; synaptic transmission, cholinergic.